Messenger RNA from Striga asiatica, 501 nucleotides. The record is from the annotation of a GenBank genome assembly. NCBI's taxonomy places the organism in Eukaryota, Viridiplantae, Streptophyta, Magnoliopsida, Lamiales, Orobanchaceae.
AUGAUGCAGCCCUCUCAACAAACAAUCAUAGAUUUCUUGAGCACCAUAUUACCCGACUCGUCCCUCUCGAAGAGGCGCUCGAUUAUUUCGUCCCAGUUUUCCCGUCUCCUGCUAUGGGCCGACGAUCCAAUGGAGCAAUCCCCACCUGAGUGUUGUGAGUCCUCGUCAUCCGUCUCGUCAAACGUGCCGUAUUUGGAGGGAGAAAAGGCGUGGGGCACUGCUAAAGUCACCGCCCGGCGUAGGGCUGCUCUGUACUCCUCAACGUGCUCUUUGGCUAAAGAUUCUUGGCGUUCCAUCCUUUGUUUUGCCGGGAUUUCCAACGUGUCGUCUUUCUCUUGCAUCAACUAUUAUGGCGUGAUCGGAGGUAGCAUUACAAGAGAGAACUAUAUGCUCAAACCUCCCAUCUACCGGCACGGCUGUCUUCACAACGGGAGGAAAUCUUCCACAUCUAAUAAGCAAAAAGGGGAUUCAGAAAAAUUUAAGUUUUGGAAGUUCGUAUGA